Rhipicephalus microplus (southern cattle tick) is the source of this 595-nucleotide messenger RNA. RefSeq names its product neprilysin-1. Gene Ontology annotation, biological process: protein processing. Gene Ontology annotation, cellular component: plasma membrane. Gene Ontology annotation, molecular function: metalloendopeptidase activity. The record is from RefSeq and is a predicted model, not a curated record. NCBI's taxonomy places the organism in Eukaryota, Metazoa, Arthropoda, Arachnida, Ixodida, Ixodidae.
AUAAUGCACGGCUACGACGCUGACGGCUCCUAUUAUGACGAAAAUGGUGCCUUCGAUCCCUGGGGUACGGAGGAAUUCGCGGUGGCGUUCACCAACAGGACAAUCUGCGUGCGGCGAUCAUAUAAAUCGGUAGAAAAGCUGAUGGCCCGGCAAGAUAUAGUGGACGACGUAAUCGAUUCGGAACAAUUGGCGGACUUUGUGGGCGUCAGGGUUGCGCACAAGGCCUACAAUUUAUUGCCAGCCGACGAGCGUUUGAUGCAGCUGCCCGGCGUGGACAUGACAGCCGAGCGCCUAUUUUUCAUCAGCCACUGCGUCAAGUUGUGUGAGGAUCAACGCGUGGUUGCAGAGCGGUAUGCUCCGGCGAGUUCGCGGUGCAUUGUGCCGCUCAUGAACAUGCCUGAGUUCGCGGCCUCGUUCAAGUGCUCUCAGGGGACCCUCAUGAACCCAGCACAUAAGUGUGAUUUCUGGUAGCAAAAGUUUUUGGCAGCUUGACAUCGCCGCUUUGUGAAAUUAUUUGAAACGCUGACACUUCUGAUCUCCACAACACUAUUAGCGACGCAAAUCGGAGCUCCAAGCUACUGAUUACUGUUUAUAU